UCAUUUCUCCCAAAUGUGCGUCCCUAAAUAGAAAUGUGCUUUUGCUGUCAGUGAAAUUAGUCAGAGCUGCAGUGCUGACAGUUAAAGGAGCGAUUAGCAUCGCCGCUGAGCCAAGGAGGCACAGCUGUAAUCAGGCAGAGGGUGGGGGUGCAUUUCUGGAAGAUUCUGCAGGAAUCAUUCGACUGGACCCCCUUUCAUUCGUUUAUUGAGGGGACUGUUUUAUGCAUCCCGGUUAGGUGGUUAGCCUCCCCGGUGGAAGCCACAACACCGUAGUGGGGGACGGAGGGUUUCGGGAUCCGAUGACUGGAAUAGACUGAAAGCUCCUCCUCGCUGUCAAGAUGUCAAAGAGGCCAUCUUAUGCCCCGCCCCCUCCUCCUGCCCCUACAACUCAAUUACCCAACACCCCCGGCUUUGUGGGAUACAACCCAUACAGCCAUCUGGCCUACAACAACUACAGACUCGGAGGGAGCCAGAGCAGCAACAGUCGGGUAACGAAUUCCUCGGGAAUAAAUAUCCCCAAACCGCCAAAGCCGCCCGAUAAGCCGCUGAUGCCAUACAUGAGAUACAGUCGCAAGGUUUGGGAUCAAGUAAAAGCCUCCAAUCCUGAUCUGAAGCUAUGGGAAAUUGGGAAGAUAAUCGGUGGCAUGUGGAGGGACCUCACUGAUGAGGAGAAACAGGAUUAUUUGAAUGACUACGAAGCAGAGAAGAUCGAGUACAACGAGAGCAUGAAGGCCUACCACAACUCUCCGGCCUACUUGGCCUACGUCAAUGCAAAAAGCCGGGCGGAGGCGGCGCUGGAGGAGGAGAGCCGCCAGAGGCAGUCCAGGCUGGACAAGGGCGAGCCGUACAUGAGCAUCCAGCCGGCGGAGGAUCCAGACGAUUACGACGACGGCUUUUCGAUAAAACACACGGCGGCUGCUCGUUUCCAACGUAACCACCGCCUGAUCAGUGAGAUCCUCAGCGAGAGCGUGGUGCCGGACGUGCGCUCCGUCGUCACCACGGCUCGCAUGCAGGUCCUGAAGCGGCAGGUCCAGUCUUUGAUGGUCCACCAGAGAAAGCUGGAGGCAGAGCUGCUGCAGAUUGAAGACCGCCACCAGGAGAAAAAAAGGAAGUUCCUGGAAGCCACAGAGUCCUUCAACAAUGAGCUGAAAAGGCUGUGCUGCAUGAAGGUGGAGGUGGACAUGGAGAAGAUCUCUUCAGAGAUUACCGCAGCAGAGGAAGCGGCACGCAAGCGCAUGGCAGAGCGUGAGAAGGACACAGGGGACCGCGGUGCCAAAGAGGCCCCCUCCUGCGUCUUAGCGGAGGAGGAAAAACACAUUUGCGCAACACAUGGGGGCAAGUCACAGCAGCACGCUCUCAGUGAGAGCAGCAAGGAGGCGGAGGAGGCGGAAGCAGACUCUGCAGACAAGCCAGGAAAGCCGAAAGCCCCCGAGGAGCUGGAUUCUCCCCGAGGCAGCAAGGAGGGGGCCUCGGAGGACAAGGAGAGCGUCCCAGAGGGAGCCAUGGAGGAAGGGAGCAGCGACAGCAACACCGGCUCAGAGACCACCUCCGCUCAGACAGAGGAUGCUGCAACCAGCGAGCCGUCAGAGGGGCCCUGCAGACCCAGAACCGCCCACUGAGCCGAAUGGGGGGAGGGGGGAGCAGGCCCGAGAAAGCACUAAUGUUGGGCCUCGCAUAAAGGCCGCCUUCAGCACAUCUCCACACAUAUCACCCGACAGAAGCGCUCGGUGUUGCUCGUUGUCUUGUGCCAUGGUUGCUUUAUUGUUUUGCAUGUUGCAGCUUUUUGAAGUGGUGGAGAACCAGAGCGUCUCCUCCCAGGAGAACCUUGUUUACUCUUCGUUUCAGUAUUACAGUGACAGUAUCGUCUCAGGAGUUUGUAGUCAUGAAGUAACAUGGUUGUUUUUAUAUGUUUACUGUUAUUUAUUAUUGGCGUUUUAAAGUGUUGCGGUCCAUUGAAGUGCGCGAUCAUCAGUGCUGUACAAAGCUCCACUACCAGUGUUCUCAAGUUUGCUCGCAGCCAAUCAAAUCAAAAGCAGUACGCUUAGAACAUGUGUUUUUUUUCAAACACAAACUUUAAAUGUGCCGUGACGUGUGCGCGCCGUGUAACGAGGUUUCAACAUGCAGUCUUUUUCAUAUUUAUACCAAUAAACUUUUCUACCCUGAACAGGAAAA
Molecule: messenger RNA, 2172 nt
Organism: Oryzias melastigma (Indian medaka)
Lineage: Eukaryota; Metazoa; Chordata; Actinopteri; Beloniformes; Adrianichthyidae
Product: SWI/SNF-related matrix-associated actin-dependent regulator of chromatin subfamily E member 1
Exons: 11
Coding region: 339-1619 (426 amino acids)
Biological process (GO): negative regulation of DNA-templated transcription
Cellular component (GO): SWI/SNF complex
Molecular function (GO): nucleosomal DNA binding; nuclear receptor binding
Source: RefSeq, a predicted model, not a curated record